AUUUAGUUUAAGCUUGUAAAUGAAGCACAGAGACAGUAAAACAGCAGAGCUAACUAGGAGUGGAUACCACAAGGAAAAAACAAGGUUCCUCAAUCAGAGCUCCUAAUUCACAAUGAAGCCAGUGUUUUUCGGCAUGACCGUCCUGCUUAUUUCCUACAACUGUUUGAGUGAUGAACACAUUUACACAUAUAUCGGUCUGGUCAUCUGCUUCAUGCUCUGGGCUAAAACGGUAUUCCACGGAGAAAAUGGCUUGUCGGAUGGAUUUGGCCGGGCGGUGUUGAUUACAGGUUGUGAUAGUGGAUUUGGACAUUUCCUUGCAAAGAAACUGGACCGCAUGGGCUUCACAGUGUUUGCCGGAUGUUUAUGUGCUGAGGGUCCCGGGGCUCAGAGUCUGGUUGAAGAAGGCUCUGACCGUAUGAAGGUGCUCCAGCUGGAUGUGACCAAAGAUGAAGAUGUCAGCUUGGCCAAGGAUUUUGUGCAAGCAAAUUUGCCAGAGAAGGGCCUCUAUGCUGUGGUAAAUAAUGCUGGAAUCAGCGACUGGGGAGAGACCGAGUGGAGCACUGCCAAGGACUUCCAGAAGAUGGCUGACGUUAACUUGUUUGGUGCCAUCAGAGUCACUAUCCCAUUCUUGCCACUUGUCAGAGCAUCCAAAGGUCGUAUGUUAUAUGUGUCAAGUAUCUUUUCUUUCUUCAACUGUCUGAACAUGGGAGCAUACUGUGUAUCCAAACGGGGACUGGAAGCAUUUGCAGACUGCUUGAGAGUAGAGAUGGCCAGCUUUGGAGUUAAGGUCAGUAUUAUUCAGCCUGGAAAUUUUGGCAUAGCCACAAACAUUCUGCCCAAGAAAACACCGCAAGACAUAUGGGAUGAAUUUGAUGAUGCACGUAAACUAACAUUCAACCAAAAAUACAUUGAGAUGGCAUUUGAAUAUUUUAAUUUAUUGUGUACUUCAGGAUUUAAGGAUUGCUCUAUGGUUAUCAAUGCCAUGUUACACGCUCUCACUGCUCCCAAACCUCAAACCCGAUACCUGCUCGUAUCCUGGAGAGAUAUGUUUUUUUUCUACAUAUGCCCUUUUCUCCCUACUUAUAUCACUGAUUCUGUGUUUUAUGUAAGUUCCAUGUAUCACAAGCGCAGAGUAAUGCUUUACUCAUAA
Onychostoma macrolepis is the source of this 1150-nucleotide messenger RNA. RefSeq lists its product as uncharacterized. The transcript has 6 exons. The record is from RefSeq and is a predicted model, not a curated record. The coding region runs from base 113 to 1150 and encodes 345 amino acids. Lineage: Eukaryota; Metazoa; Chordata; Actinopteri; Cypriniformes; Cyprinidae. Gene Ontology annotation, molecular function: oxidoreductase activity.